UCUAGAAGUCAGAGAGGAGGAGGAGGAGGAGAUCUGCCGGGAGCUGUCAGUGCUGAGCGCAGAAUGAUUCAGAUUUUGGAGCCACGUACUCUUCCCCGGUCUAUUAUGCCGGUUGAUGUUGCAGUAAGGAUAUGCCUAGCACAUUCACCUCCUCUAAAGAAGUUUCUAAGCCCCUAUGAUGACUGCAGGGGCCGGAAUCUUGUCAAUCGUUUUAAGCCACUUAGGCCAUGCAUUUCCUUAAAAAAGGAAUCUGAUUCCAGGAACGGUGAGUGGAACCGGUCGAAAUCCCGAGCCAAAAAGAAAGUGGUCUUUGCUGAUUCCAAGGGGCUCUCGUUGACAUCUGUGCAUGUGUUCUCAGAGUUUAAGGAAGAGCCUGACACUGACCUCCAGUUUGAUCUGAUUGACCUUGAAGGCAUCACAGCCAGCUUAAAACUACAUGAAAAGAAGAACUUGGUCCUGGGAUUCACUCAACCCUCAGCUGAUUAUUUGCAGUUCCGCAAUAAAAUUCAAAAGAACCUAAUUUGUUUGGAGAACUGCAGUCUUCAGGAGAGAUCCAUUUCCGGAACCAUCAAAGUAAAAAAUCUGAGCUAUGAAAAAAAGUCAAGGCGCGAGUAACCUUUAACACCUGGAAAACCUACACAGAUUUAGGCUGUGUCUAUAUGAACAAUGUGUAUGGGGGCACAGACUUCGACACCUUCUCGUUUGCAGUAGAUAUUCCUCCCAGCAUUCCCAGCCAUGAGAAAAUUGAGUUCUGCCUGUCAUAUGAAUGCAAUGGCCAAGUGUUUUGGGAUAACAAUGAUGGACAAAACUACUCUAUAAUCCGUGCAGAAUGGAAAUCCGAUGGUGUGCAUAUCCAUUCGCUUACAAAAACAGACAUAACCUCUUACAAAUUACAAAACCACCAACCUGAAAAUGACUUGGAUCAAUUUGGAACACCCAAAACAUCCAUGGGUCUCUAUCCUGAGUGGCAAAGUUGGGGUAAAAUAGGGAACACCUCACCUUACUGGUGA
Messenger RNA from Staurois parvus, 1010 nucleotides. The record is from the annotation of a GenBank genome assembly. NCBI's taxonomy places the organism in Eukaryota, Metazoa, Chordata, Amphibia, Anura, Ranidae.